AUGAAACUUGGAUGUUUUCUCAUUUCAGUCGUAGCAGUAUGUUCAGCAACAGGUGAUCCUCAUUACAAAACAUUUGAUGGAAGACGUUACAACUUCAUGGGAAAAUGUGAGUACGUCUUGGCCAAGGACUCAAACGAAACGUUUAUGAUUCUACAGGAUAGUGAACCAUGUGGUAGGGGAAAAGCGACAUGUACAAAUGCUAUCACGGUAAACAUACAAGGAACGAUAAUAUACCUGAGAAGAGGAGAAAAUGUGUUGGUCAAUGGUGCAAAUGUAACAUUGCCAUAUUCAAACCAAGGUAUGGAUGGAAACGAUACUACACGAUAUUAAUAUGUACAGUGGCCAAUUGUAUUUUGUGGCCAGCAGGCAGGGGUGAAACAUUUUUUGAAUAUUAAGGCCAUUUGAUAAAAAAAUUAUUUUCUUCAUAUAUGCAUGAUUCGUAUUUAUGUGAUACCUCUUGUAUAUAUUAUUUAAUUCAUUACUUACUAUUACCUAACUAUUCCUAUGUUACCUAACUAUACCACUGUUCAAAUUCAGACCUUUUGCUUUAAUUGUUUCAAUUAAACUUAAAACUUUCUUUCAUAUAUUCGUUUAGGAAUAAAUAUCAAAACGUUUAAGAAGCGUGGCAUAAAGAUCACAACAGACAUUGAUUUAAUUGUUGAAUAUAAUGGCGUAUUUAAUAUUUUUGUCAAAGUUACCAACAGUUAUGAAGGAAAAUUAUCUGGUCUUUGUGGCAACUUUAAUGGCAAACGUGAUGACGAGUUUAAGACACCGAAAGAUAGACUUGUGCAGAAAGCAGUAACAUUUGGAAAUUCCUGGAAAAUAGGUGACAGUUGUCCUGAUGUCGAAACUGUUGAAGAGGACCCAUGUAAAAAUGCCAGUACACGUGCACAGAAAGCUAAAGAAGAAUGUUCUGCACUUAAAAAACAACCUUUUUCAAGGUGUAAAAAAGCCUUAGAUCCCAAUGCAGGUUAUAUAAAAGAUUGCGAGUACGAUGUCUGCGCAUGUGAAGAUAAUCCUAAGGCGUGUUUAUGUGAAUCUUUCGCUGCUUACGAAGAAGAGUGUGAUGAUUUAGGAAUUGAAAUCAAAUGGAAACAUCUCAAGAAAUUUUCGAAAUGUAGUAAGUUAAAAUAUAUUGAAUUGAAAUAGCAAUUUAUCCCCAUGGGGAUAUUGGAGACUGGAGAAAGAGGUGACGACCUGCCCACCCAACAAAAUCCGGAAUUUCCCAUAUUUGGAAAUUAUUAUAUUUGGAAUUAAUAUGCUCACUACGUGCUUCAAGUACUACUUUAGGAUAAUCUACUAUAUAUCAAUUUAUGAAUUUGAGCUUCCAUGUGUGAUAAACACUCCAAACACAGUUAUUGGGAAAUUCAGAAGUCUCUUUGAUAAUUUAAGGAUUCGUUUGAAACAUAUUUAAUCUGCACUCCUCCCUCAACCACCAUGGGGUUACCUGAGGCCCGGGGUGUCCAAUGAUGCCGUAUUAUGUAUAUGUAUGAAAACCAGUAGGUUAAGAUUCAGGUUAGCAACAACCAUCAUACAUUUACAGUGGGGAACAACCAUUAAAGAUGCUUUAAAAAUCCUUACUGUACAUACGUUCUGCGCAGGCCUCGGGAUCCGACCAUUAGAAUGUUAUAUUAAUGUUUCGCACCUUCCAAAAUUUGUUGAAUUGAAUCUCUAUAGUCUGUUUUAAUUUACAAGCAUAUAGCGAACCAGAAGAGUGUUAAAAAUUCAGUAUAGAGUAUUUGCAUGUAACGUCAUAAAAUUUCUAAAAGCUUAAGAGUUUAACAUAUAUAGUUGCCCAUUUUAUAUAUUUUGUAUAUCCUUACUACAAGUAUUCCUGGCAAAUUUCAAGUCGAUACAGUAAUUCCUUCGCGAGUUAAAGGUGCUUGAAUAAUUUAUAUUGCUGACGUCAUUAUUAUUUUGAAAGGCCGUUAUAAGCUACGUGGUUUUCCAAACAUAAGUCGAAAUAUUUCGAUGGGCUUUCAAAAGCUUUAUAUAAUUAAUAUCAAACAUAACUGUGGACCUGUGUAAUAAAAUAUAACUUUUCUUGAGCAUUUACUACACGGCCGCCAUGUUGAUGGUCCAAUAUUACGCAAUCUCAGACCACCAACAUGGCGGCCGUGUCGUAAAUGCCCAAGGAAAGAUAUAUUUUAUCACACAGGUCCUCAAUUGUGUUUGAUGUUAAGUAUAUAAAGCUUUUGAAAGCCCACCGAACUAUUUCAACUUAGGUUUGGAAAACCGCGUAGCUCAUAACGGCCUUUCAAAAUAAUGCUGAUGUCAGCAAUAUAAAUUAUUCAAGCCCUUUUAACUUGCGAAUGAAUCACUGUAUCAACUUGAAAUUUGCUAGGAUUACUUGUAGCAAGGAUAUACAAAAUAUAUAAAAUGGGCAACUAUAUAUGUUAAACGCUUAAGCUUUUAGAAUUUUUAUGACGUCACAUGCAAACACUCUAUAAUAUAUAUCUAAUCAUUUUUUACAAUUGUAGCACUGAGUUCAAAAUGUAAAAAAAAGCGUUUGCGGUUUACAUUACGGACUUUACAGCAUCUUUAAAUUUUGAGUAUAUCAGUACUGUAUAAAUUCCCUGCACAAGCAAGUUUGACGGUUGAUACAGCUAGUCCUUGUGCGCCGAAUGGUAGUUACUCUUACCUAACGGUAGAGUUUGACGGGCUCUGAGGUACACGAUUGUUGUCUCUUUCUCGACUCAGAGACGCUCACCGUUUUCUAGUCGAAAAGGAGUUGUGGGGCUUUGAGGGUUUUGUUGCAAAUUCAAGUCCCGAAUUCAAGACUUUGAAUGUGAGACCCGUACCGGGUUUCACAUUUUCAGCUCAGCCUUCAGAACUCGACAAAAAACAAUAGGAAAUGGGUGUGGUAGGUUUAUAAAGUGGGAAACAGCCAUUUAGUAUUGAGGCGGCAACACUAGUUAUUAAAUAUUUUGGGUUGGAAACAGUUAUUAAAUAUACAUUCACGCAAAGAGAGAAACAGUCUUUAAAGUUGUUAAUAAUGCUCAAACACUGCCUUCAGUUGAUUAAAAGAGGAAUAGGGUAGCGCUCUCUAAAGUAAUAUUACAGUGUUCAAAACAAGUCACCUGUCAUUCUAUAGGUUCACCAUGUUCCUCAGCUCCAUGUCGAAAUGGAGGGAAAUGUACAGAAGAAGGAAAUUCUUUCAAAUGUACUUGUCUUUCUGGAUUUAAAGGGAAAAGAUGCCAGAAAAAGGGUAUAGAGUCAAAGUAAUAUUGUCAUUUUAAUUGUGUAUAAUAUAGUUUCUCAAGGAAAAGAUUCUUACAGGUAAUUUUUCUGAGUCCUGAAAUUCAUGACUGAAAUGAUCAGUAAUCAAAGAAGAGGUAUACCACCUGUAUAGGGUGAAUUGUUGUUGGAUUUUAUACAUUUUCGAUUAUGGAUUGUCAGGGGGGGGGGGGUGUGCAAAUAACAAACACGUAUUUCCGGCAGCAGCCAGCCAAUCAACGCCGCGAUAGCGACUGUUUACAAUAUUUGAAAGUAAUGUAUACCUGAAAAUAUAUAAGGAGAAUUUCGACGUUUCGAGCGAAGGCUCUUCCUCUGGAGUUGGGCCUUCGCUCGAAACGUCGAAGUUCUCCUUAUAUAUUUAUAGGUCAGUCUAUAUAAUAGCCGAAUGCUCGUAAAUAAAAUAUCUAACCAGAAAACGUUGUGUUUCAUUACGUAUAAUCUUGUGCACGCAUCUUCCAUAUAUUCUUGAAUUAAACUAACUAAAUUAUUUCAGGUUCACCAUGUUCCUCAGCUCCAUGUCGAAAUGGAGGGAAAUGUAAAGAGAAAGGAAAUUCUUUCAAAUGCACUUGUCUUGCUGGAUUUGAAGGGAAAAGAUGUCAACAGAAAGGUAGUGAUAUGCCGUGAAUUCUGUCCGUAAUUAAGCCAACGGUGAUUUCACUUAUUUCAGAGACAUUUGUGGGUUGGGGAUAAUAGAAAGGGUGCCCACAGAUUUGCCGAAACAAAUCGAGGGCUCCAAAUUUGAAACAAGGGAGAAAGAACACAUUCGAAAUGUUAAUAAUUAUGAAAAAAUGUUUGUGUGAUGUUACUCUGAGUGUAUAUCCACACCGGGCAGGCUUGAAAAAUAUGCCUGGCCACGGCGGGACCUUUGGAAUACUAUACGACCUUUGGAAUACUAGCCCAAUGCUCUUCCAACUGAGCUAUCCGACCUGGUCAGGUCGGUUCGAGUAUGCGAUAUUUCGGAACAGAAUCUAGUUCCUUCGAUAUCAGUGUAAUCUAAUAAUCAUGAAAUGUGUAUAUUCGUGUAUAUUUCAUGUGUAUAUUACACCAACACAGCGCUACAGAUUUCAUGAUUAUUAGAUUACACUGAUAUCGAAGGAACUAGACUCUGUUCCGAAAUAUCGCAUACUCGAACCGACCUGACCGCGUAGCUCAGUUGGAAGAGCGUUGGGCUAGUAUUCCAAAGGUCGUAGGUUCGAAUCCCGCCGUGGCCAGGCAUAUUUUUCAAGCCUGCCCGGUGUGGAUAUACACUCAGAGUAACAUCACACAAACAUCUUAUUCACCUGAGUACAUUACACCAACACAGCGUUACAAAUUUCAUAAUUAUGAAAAAGGUUCAAACGUGGAUUUACUCACAAAGUCAGGAUCCACAUUGAUGACGGGCAUUUAAUCGGCAAAGAAACAUAAGGAUUAGAAAAACUCCUUGCCCUUCGUUUUCAAAACUAUUUCACCUUUCGAAAGUAAUCAUUUUGGUUGGGGCAAUGGCAGUGUCACGUAAAAAAUGUGCAAUGAUGGUGUAGCCAGCUGAGCAUGCAAUUAUUAAUAUUUAUUAUACUGUACACAUUUCUAUAAAUUACAUAAAUUCCUUAGCUUGUUUUGGAUUGCAAAUAAUAAUCGUGGCGCAUUAAAAGGACAGGAACGUCGCUUAUUUUAUUAAUUAAAAAAAGUUUUUCUAUAGAAUCGUCAUGUGAUUCUGAAUCAUGUUUUAACGGAGGAAAAUGUUCAAAUGUUGGAGAUUCAUUCGAGUGUAAAUGUCCUUCUGGUUAUAAAGGGAAAAGAUGUCAGCAAAUAGGUAGGAUUUCAUUUUAUUUCAUUUUCUUUUGCACAUUUCCAUUAAUCGAUACCCUUUGUAAUCCUUUAACCAAAAUUGUGAAAAAAACGUUUUAGUAUCUCCGUGUGAUUCUGGACCAUGUGAAAAUGGAGGUGAAUGUUCAAAUGUUGGAAAUUCCUUCGAGUGUAAAUGUGCUUCUGGUUAUAAAGGAAAAAGAUGUCAGGAAAUAGGUAAGAUUACGGCACCGUAUCCGUUGCACAUUGCUAUAUUAAUUGAUACCCAUUUUAUUCAUUUAACCAAAAUUGUGAAAAAAUGUUUUAGUAUCUCCGUGUGAUUCUGGACCAUGUGAAAAUGAAGGUGAAUGUUCAAAUGUUGGAAAUUCCUUCGAGUGUAAAUGUCCUUCUGGUUAUAAAGGAAAAAGAUGUCAGGAAAUAGGUAUACGAUUACGGCACCGUAUCUGUUGCACAUUGCUAUUAAUUGAUACCCUUUUUAUUCCUUUAUCCAAAAUUGUGAAAAAAUGUUUUAGUAUCUCCAUGUGAUUCUGGACCAUUAAUAUUCUAUUCUUUAUUCCUUAAUUCGCUUGACUUUAUCCUAUUAUUCUUAAAAUGAUCCCCUAUAUUAUUCCCAAAAUUAUAUAAAUAUUUCCCUAUUAUUCUCAACUUUAUAUAAUGGAUGUGGAACUAGAAAUUCGUAAAGAUUUUCAAUUUUAUGUGGAAUUUGCAUGAUGAAUUAAACAAACAAAUAAUGCAUAACGCUGUUAGUCCAAAUAUUCUACGUAUACACGACGUAUUCAGAGACGAUACACACGUGCGAGUACGCCGCACCCCAUAUGCUAAUUACGGAAUUUACGUAGGCACGAUGACGUCAUACCGAAAAUGUUUUCCUAUUAUUCCAACUUUUGCCUAUUAUUCCCGGCAAAAGCAUCCCCUAUUAUAUUGUAAAAGAAAUACCGGCAUAAUGUGCGUGGCCCUACCUAGAUCGACGGUUGCAUUUAAUGAAAAUAGAUAAGAUUUUGCCCUUGUCUGUUCAGUUAUAGAUACACAGUAUCACGUCAUAAUGUGGGAAGAAUCAAAAAGUGGCUCACGAGCCGCCGCUUUAUACAAAUAAGGGAAUGCUAUUGGCUACCUUAAUUGUGACGUAAUUCCGCGCGUCUGUCCUCUAAUAGAUCAUGGCUCUCGAUCAAUGAAAGCGCUUGUAUUCUCGAACGUUAUUAUAUAAUAAUUAAUCGCCUAUGCUAUUCCUGUAUUAUAUAUAUAUUGCAUGCUAUGUCCUAUCAUGUAAAUUAUAUUCCUUCACCUGUUGAAGGCUAUAGAUCUGAUAGCCGAAAUUUCGUAAUUAAAAAUAUUUAGCCAGAGAAAGUUUGAUUCCUAACUAUUAAAUUAAAUUGAAAUUAAAUUAACUAAAAUAUUUCAGGUUCACCACCAUGUUCUUCAGCUCCAUGUCGAAAUGGAGGGAAAUGUAAAGAGGAAGGAAAUUCUUUCAAAUGCACUUGUCGUCGUGGAUUUGUAGGAAAAACAUGUCAACAAUCUGUCGCAG
This is a messenger RNA of Paramuricea clavata, 6541 nucleotides long. The record is from the annotation of a GenBank genome assembly. NCBI's taxonomy places the organism in Eukaryota, Metazoa, Cnidaria, Anthozoa, Malacalcyonacea, Plexauridae.